AUGUUUAUACCCAGAGAUGAUUUCUUGGAGGGCUCUUCUGGCGAGUCAGGCACCACCCAGGCUCCCGGUGUAGGUACGGGUGAUGAUGGAGGUUCUUCAGGAAGCUCAGAUACCUCUGUGUCCAUAUCAACGGGGGGCCUCGUCGCUAUCAUUGUCGUUGUCCUCGUCGUGGCGGCACUAGGAAUCACCAUGGGUACCCUGUUCUUCAUAGCCAAGAAGCGUGAAUGGACCAUGAGGGAGACGCUGAGAAGGUCUGCCCGCAAGGUCAAGACGGCACUCACCCCACGACGCUCCGAGUUCCCUUCUUCAGUCAAGGAUCCCGAGCUCGUCGGUGCGAGUCGCUCUCACAAGAGGAUCCCUGAUGACGUACCGCCAACUCCAAAGAUUCGCCCAGAGUUUCUCGAGAAGAAGCCCAGGACAUUGGUUGACAGGGUCAAAGGGCGCAUGUAG
Messenger RNA from Geosmithia morbida, 450 nucleotides. RefSeq lists its product as uncharacterized. The record is from RefSeq and is a predicted model, not a curated record. Lineage: Eukaryota; Fungi; Ascomycota; Sordariomycetes; Hypocreales; Bionectriaceae. The coding region runs from base 1 to 450 and encodes 149 amino acids. The transcript is spliced from 2 exons.